Molecule: messenger RNA, 811 nt
Organism: Colletotrichum navitas
Lineage: Eukaryota; Fungi; Ascomycota; Sordariomycetes; Glomerellales; Glomerellaceae
Exons: 1
Coding region: 96-647 (183 amino acids)
Source: RefSeq, a predicted model, not a curated record
UUCUUCUUUUUCUGACUUGCCCUCCAUAUGUUCCCCGUCAAUCGAUCGGGGUUCCCCUCUCACUCUGACGAUGUACCCACCUCAUCUGUACGCACAUGCAGACGCAGACUGACAAUACUAAGACGGUUCCCGGGACCAGCCCAUACUCGUUCUUGUUGCGUAUUUGGCAAGCCUGGUUUUCCCUAGUCGUUCCAUUCGGUUCUGGGCCCGUUCUACCGCCGUUGUCAAUCACGGAUUGCGCAUUCUUUUUGCCGACUUCCUUACUUUCGACUUGCAGACCGUCAUUUCCCUCUCUGGGAUACUACCGACUCCACUCGUCUGGGGAGGUGGAAAACCCUAUAUCAUGGUAUCCUUCUUGGUCAUCGAGAUGGUGGAAUAUCUACUACUUGUGCGAGUUCGAAACACAGGAGCUGAAGCUCCGGCCAGGUGCGCACCGAAUGCGUACCGCAGGACUGCGUCCACUAUUAUGUAUUUUCGCGACUUCAACAUGGCAACCGAACAUCGGGGCACGUCGGCACAUUGACACGUCGACAGCUACCCCGUCCGUCUACGCGACUCGCAUGGUCGUUCAUGAACCCUGGAACAGCCCUCUUGCACCCCGUUUCCAGGGUCGUCCCCAACGCUUCCCGGCUUUUCGGGAAACAUAGUGGUUGUCCUGGAGUGAGACACCGCGACUAUUGCCUUUCUACAAAUUGGGCGUCAGUCGCAUCUGUGGCGAAGGUGUUUGCCAACCGUCUAGCUGACUUGAGUUGUAUACGUGCUUUCACCGUUGUCUGUUCGUUGAGCCUGCAAAACGUAGUGCCUGGGCGGU